Hevea brasiliensis (rubber tree) is the source of this 1409-nucleotide messenger RNA. RefSeq names its product PRA1 family protein A1. Bases 145 to 774 code for a protein of 209 amino acids. Gene Ontology annotation, cellular component: membrane. The record is from RefSeq and is a predicted model, not a curated record. NCBI's taxonomy places the organism in Eukaryota, Viridiplantae, Streptophyta, Magnoliopsida, Malpighiales, Euphorbiaceae. The transcript has 8 exons.
GCCUCACGUACAUUUUCUCCGUCCAACAGCGCGAUUCUUUCACUUCUUUGCGAAGUUUCUUUUCCCCUAGAUUUUGUGCUCUCUUCUUCCUCCUCAUUUUUGCUGCGAAUAGUUUCUAGGAUUUCGCACAGCUUACUAAAAGGAAUGGAUUGGGGUAACGUUACAGCAGAGGAUCUGAUCGAUGCCCUUCGUGAGGUUGACUGGUCGUCGCCUCCUCGCCCCCUCUCUGAGUUCUUUUCCAGAUUCACCGUUCCCAAAUCUUCUGCCAAAUGGAACAGUCGCCUUAAGUGUAAUCUCUACUACUACCGGACUAACUACUUCCUUAUGAUCGUUCUAAUUCUGGGACUGGGCUUUCUUAGGCGACCGCUUGCUAUAGCAGCAGCUCUUUUAACUGCUGUUAGCAUAGCAUUUCUGAAUGAUAGCUUUGCUGGUACUUUUAGUGAGAAGGUAACAAGAACUGUGAGGCAAUUCUCUCCUCAUCUAGCAGCUAAAAUGAGACCUCCUUUUACACCUGUUAUUCGUGGACGUCCAUCAGCUAAAAGAGCAAUUUAUAUAUGUGGUCGGCCCCGUUGGAUGUUUGUCCUGAUGUUCUCUUCUGUUUCUUUCAUCCUUUGGUACGUCUCCUGUGGUCUCUUGACCGUCCUAUGGGCGGUUGCCAUUGGUCUUCUUGCCACUAUCCUACAUGCAAGUUUUAGAACACCUAAUCUGAAAGCUCGUCUGAACACAUUCCGUGAGGAAUUUCGUGCUGUUUGGCGGAAUUACAGCGAGCUGUAGCUUUGAUGGAUCUUAAUUUUCUGCAUUUUGUUCUCUUGUGCAGGGGCUGUUCUUGAUGGGUGUGAUAUUCGUCUAGGCGCCUUGUUCUCAAAUUGGGCUUAGCUGCUGCUUCUGUUGCCAUAAAAUAACUUCCAGUGACUGGAUAAUCUUCAUAGAAAUCCAACAUCAAGUUAAUUGUCAGGACCUCUUCUUUCUGUAAGGCAUACUGUUUCCAAUUAUAGUCCAUAUUUGAAGAAACCUGGUAUUUUAGUGGGAGAACCAUUCAUAUAAUUCUCGGGCGAGCUAUUAAUAGGCCUUCUUCGUGUCAGGAAUUCCAUAUUUGCUGUAGAAGUAGCACCAAGUAGUUCCUCUUGAGUUAAGUGAUAGAAAAAGAGUUAUUUUGAAAUUUUAUAGACUAUCCAAUAUUCAUUCAUGCGAAGCAUUAUAGCAAGUUAAUCUGCUUGUAUCAUAUGUCAUUAUGAGAAUAGGUUUCUUCUUAUUCUUUUCUUAAUUAGUGCAUCAAUAGUUGCAUGUAUGAAACCUACACAGAACAAGCCAUGAGAAAAGGUGCAUGGCAAUUUGUGGUCCCUGUUUUUGUGGAUUAUUUUGAGCUUCUUUGCUGGACUCAUCUUUUUAAAUUUUAUGACUUUCGUGUA